UAUAUAUAUAUGCAUGCUUCCCAUAACCUGGUAGUGCCUUGACUCUCUAAUUCCAGUUCACCACCACCACCACCACCUACUACAACUACUCUCUCAUUCUUGUAAUAUUCAAGGUUUCAAUCACUCCUCGAUGGAAAACCCACCUUUGGAUGAACUUUACUUAUCUGCUCUCGCAGAUGGAGAGGUGAUGUUUCCCAUAUCAGACGAAAAAUAUGCAGAAGAGUUGCAGUUUCAGGAAGUUCUAAUGUCCUCAAUAAUCUCUUUUCGAAUGGCAGCUGCUGGAACAUCGACAAUGGAAGGACAGCUCAUGGAAGGUAUCACGUCUUCUCAAAUGGAUGCUGGCUCGUUGGGAAUAGUAGAACCGCCCAUGGAAGAGGUCGGCUGUUCUCAAAUGGGAGAUGAAGUAUCCAGAUUGGAGGCACAAGAGAAGCACAGGAUAGAUACGAAACUAAUGAUCAAAAGACGAAAAAUAGAACCCGGUGAGUCCUCUCAGUGCUUCUGCGAGAUUUGCAUGGAAGGCAAAGCGGCAGCAGAGAUGUUCAAAAACAAGACAUGCACUCAUUCCUACUGUACCGACUGCAUAUGCAAAUAUGUCGCAGCAAAAAUCGAGGAGAACGUUAACAUGGUAAAGUGCCCAGAUGUGAAUUGUGAAGGGUUGCUGGACCCUGAUCAUUGUCGGGCAAUUAUCCCAGAAGAAGUGUUUGAUCGAUGGGGUAAAGCCCUGUGCGAGUCAGUUAUUCUAGGGUCACUGAAGAUUUUUUGUCCUUUCACGGACUGUUCGGUAAUGCUACUGGACGAUGGAGGACAAGUUGUCAAACAGUCGGAGUGCCCCAAUUGCCGGAGAUUGUUUUGUGCUCAGUGUAAGGUUCCAUGGCAUUCGGGAAUUGGGUGUGAGGAGUUUCAGAGUUUGAAUGAGGGUGACAGAAAGAAAGAAGAUCUCAUGAUGAUAGAACUUGCUAACAACAAGAAAUGGAGGCGAUGUCCACAGUGUCACUACUUUGUGGUGAAGAAAGAUGGUUGUUUACAUAUUACUUGCAGGUGUAAGUUUGAAUUCUGUUAUGGAUGCGGCCGUAGAUGGUCGCCAUCUGAAAAUCAUGGAGGUUGCCGGAGCGAAUAGAUCUAGUAAUAAAGUUGGGAGAGAAAGAAACGAAAACAGUUUCGUUGGAGUACUGGAUGGAUGGUGAGGAUUGAAUUAUAAUGAAUGACAUCUCAGUUUAAUUGUAGAUGUAUGUUUAAACUUUAAAUUAGGGUGUGGAACUAGAACGAUUCUGGUGUGCAACUAUCUAUGAAUUGAAGGUUUAUGCAAGUCUUAAUCAAUUUAUGUGAAUGUUUCAAUGA
Messenger RNA from Nelumbo nucifera (sacred lotus), 1338 nucleotides. Its product is annotated as E3 ubiquitin-protein ligase RSL1-like. NCBI's taxonomy places the organism in Eukaryota, Viridiplantae, Streptophyta, Magnoliopsida, Proteales, Nelumbonaceae. Gene Ontology annotation, molecular function: zinc ion binding; ubiquitin-protein transferase activity. Gene Ontology annotation, biological process: protein ubiquitination. The record is from RefSeq and is a predicted model, not a curated record.